AUGUCAUCCGAUGUUCCAGCCCCAGGGUCUAAGGUCAAGUCAGACAGCGAGUGGCAGGCCGUCCUAUCGCCGGAGCAGUUUCGCAUCCUGCGCCAGAAGGGCACCGAGAUUGCAGGAACUGGCCAGUAUAACAAGCAUUACGAGCCUGGAGUAUACACUUGCGCGGGAUGCGGCACCCCGCUUUACAAGAGCGCGACCAAGUUCGACAGUGGAUGCGGAUGGCCUGCGUUCUACGAUGCCAUCCCUGGAGCUGUGACCAGGCACGUCGAUAGCUCGUUUGGCAUGCAACGCAUCGAGAUUACGUGCACGGCAUGCGGCGGCCACCUUGGGCACGUCUUCAAGGGCGAGCGUUUCCCCACCCCGACCGACGAACGGCACUGCGUUAACUCUGUGUCGCUCAACUUCCAUGAGGAAGACAAGGCAACGGGAAAGGCUUGA
This is a messenger RNA of Punctularia strigosozonata HHB-11173 SS5, 438 nucleotides long. RefSeq names its product methionine sulfoxide reductase B. Bases 1 to 438 code for a protein of 145 amino acids. Gene Ontology annotation, biological process: response to oxidative stress; protein repair. Gene Ontology annotation, molecular function: peptide-methionine (R)-S-oxide reductase activity. The transcript has 4 exons. Lineage: Eukaryota; Fungi; Basidiomycota; Agaricomycetes; Corticiales; Punctulariaceae. The record is from RefSeq and is a predicted model, not a curated record.